AUGCCUUCAAAGCGCAAUAGAGUGCAAGGUGGCAAUGCCAAGGGCCGAGCGCCUGUUGUGCCACAGGGAGAUUCUCGGAGGAGAGCGAGGUCGGACCUUGAGGGUGACACAGAUCAGCCCGCUGCGACUCCCAUAAGAGUGGAGGAAGCGCAACUACGGUGGACCAUGUGCAGCUACGUGAGCGACAUCCUGCUGGACGGAGAGACCGACAUUUCCGAUAUGAAGCUGAAUGAUUUUCUUCGGGAGUAUUUUGGCUCCAGGGCGGCCGUUGAAGAAGAACAGAAUGUGGGAAUGUGGGAUUUUUUGAGGAGUCCCGAUGCCUACAUAAAAGACCAGCAGCUGCUUGAAGAAAUUUCUAAUUUAAAGGAUUAUCAGCUUUUAACAGAUAGGGGCAAGCUUGAGGAAGGGGGUGUGCACUAUCUUGAAGACUGGAUUGAAUUUAAAAAGAAGGAUACUGUCACUCCUCCUACAAGGAAAAAAAUUACCGAUGCCCUCACUCAGAUACGGAAAGAAGUAGCAAGGUGGAAGGCAGAAGAAAGGACGAAGCAGAGGGAAGAAGAUGUGAGGCAGGAUACUGAAGAAAAGACAACCAAGCUGGAGGGAUUCUACGAGUCUGUGUACGGUGCGAGGUGGGGCCAUGUCUUGGGGUUUUAUGACAAUAAGGUUUGUGAGAACCGAAUGGAGAUACAUGAGGGAAAACCACCGCAGUCAUGGACGUACGAGAAGGAAGGUCUAACUUUCGAAAAGGAUGA
Messenger RNA from Trypanosoma cruzi, 752 nucleotides. Its product is annotated as retrotransposon hot spot (RHS) protein, putative. The transcript has a single exon. The record is from RefSeq and is a predicted model, not a curated record. The annotation marks the transcript as partial. Lineage: Eukaryota; Euglenozoa; Kinetoplastea; Trypanosomatida; Trypanosomatidae.